AUGCUCUCUAGACAACUUGCUCGUCGCGCCGCGGCUGGCGCUGUCGUCCGGCCACCAACCACCAGAGCCUUUACCACCUCACUCGCCCUCUCGUCAAAACGCACCCCCUCCCUCGGGGACAUCGAGCCAGAGCAGCAGGAAGUAUUCAACAAGAAGCAGAAGGAGUUCCGGUUAAAGCUUGCGGAGGCGCAGAAGCAGCGGGAAGCCAGUGCGUUUGCCUCGUCUUCUUCUUCUUCUUCUUCUUCUUCAACAUCGACCUCCUCUUCCCCCUCCACCUCGGCCUUGGGCCUUGGAAAGCUAAGCACAGGGUCGAGCACCGCUACAGGAACCACUGCCAACGCGGCCGAGCACGAGCCCCCUCGCAAGGCGGGCCCCCUGACGAACCUGAUUUACGGGACAAAGGAGGGCCGCGAGAUGGACGCCCAGAUCGAGGCCAGCUUCAGCCAGGUGCUGGCGCGCGGCAAGUAUGUGCACUCGAUUGUCUUCCACGAGGUCAAGCCCAAGGACGUGGACGAGUAUGUCGAGCUGGUGGGCAAGUGGUAUCCCCGCAUGGCCAGCAUGCCGGAGAAUAAGGUUCAUCUGGUGGGCAGUUGGAGAACGGAGGUUGGCGACUGCGAGACAUUUGUACACAUCUGGGAAUAUCAGCGCUAUCAAGGCUAUCAUGCCUCCUUGAACGCCAUCUCCCGCCACCCGGAAUAUCCAGCCUUUGAAAAGAAGCUCCGCGGCUUGAUUCGCAGCAAAAAGUCCUCUCUCAUGCAAGAGUUCUCGUUCUGGCCAACGACCCCUCCCCGACAGCUCGGCGGCAUCUUUGAGCUGCGCUCCUACACGCUCCACCCCGGUAACCUUCUCGAGUGGGAGACGCACUGGAGGCGCGGACUCAAGGCCAGGCGCGAGGUGAUGGAAGGUGUGGGAGCCUGGUUUGUGCAGAUUGGCGAUCUCAACACGGUGCACCACCUCUGGCAGUUUGCUGAUCUCGAGGAGCGCAAGAUCCGCCGCGAGAAGAGCUGGAGCCAGGAGGGCUGGGCCGAAACAGUGCACAAGACGGUACCCCUGAUCCAGGAAAUGAAGAGCAGGAUUCUGGUGCCCAUGCCUUGGUCUCCAGUGGCCUAA
Podospora anserina S mat+ is the source of this 1110-nucleotide messenger RNA. RefSeq lists its product as uncharacterized. Lineage: Eukaryota; Fungi; Ascomycota; Sordariomycetes; Sordariales; Podosporaceae. Gene Ontology annotation, cellular component: mitochondrion. Bases 1 to 1110 code for a protein of 369 amino acids. The transcript is spliced from 2 exons. The record is from RefSeq and is a predicted model, not a curated record.